Cokeromyces recurvatus is the source of this 1070-nucleotide messenger RNA. Its product is annotated as PIN domain-containing protein. The record is from RefSeq and is a predicted model, not a curated record. The transcript has 5 exons. The coding region runs from base 25 to 807 and encodes 260 amino acids. Gene Ontology annotation, cellular component: nucleus. Lineage: Eukaryota; Fungi; Mucoromycota; Mucoromycetes; Mucorales; Mucoraceae.
UUUUUUUUUUUAUAAAACAAUAGAAUGAAUAAUGAACACACAGAAUUUAUGGACAUUGAUGGUCCUGAAUUCAUUUAUGAUGUCAAUAAAGAAAUCAAAAAUAUGCGUGAACGUGUACAUGACAGUUUUCAUAAUGUUGACAUUUUUAAUUCCAAAGAAACAACUAAACAGGAAAUAGAACUUGAUUGUUAUGCUGAAAUCGCAGUAUUAGACACAAAUUUUCUCAUUUCAAAAUUAGGAUACCUUGAUGCAGUACUUGAUUUAGCCAAUAAGCAUCCAUAUAGUUUACUAGUCAUUUUGCCUUGGAUUGUCAUUAAAGAACUUGACGGACUAAAAAAUGGACGUAAAGACGUAGCAUUAAGUUCAAGAAAUGCUAUGCGAUUUAUUGAACUACGUUUAAGAGAUAAACAAAUAUCAUUAAAGGGACAAAAAAAGAAUGAAAUAUUAGAUACAACUUUACUCAAGAAUAGUCGAGCUAAGGGAGAUGAUUUAAUACUUGAUUGUUGCAUGUAUUUUCAACGUUUGACACAAGAUAAAGCUAGAAUGUUUCCCGGUAAUGGCUCUUGUAGAAUUACAUUACUUUCAAAUGAUAGAAAUCUUUGCAUAAAGGCUAUGGUGCAUGACGUUAACACAAUCUCUGCUGAUUCAACCUUAGAAAUGGAGGACUUAUUGAACCGAAUAGUUUUAAAAAAAUCUUUAAAUACAACAAGUUCAAAUAGUCUACAGCAAAAUGAAGAUCAUGUAAUGCAGAAGCUUCUAAAUUUUGUGUUAUAUAUAUAUAUAUCCUCUAAACCAUUGUUGUCAUAGGGAAUGGAGAUUGAUGAUGUGUAUGAUGAACCACAUUUGGUAGAAGAUUAUGAAAUGAUAUUAGAUAACAAUAUAUCACCACUAUUACAUACAGGAGACUCAAGUUAUAGUAAAUGGGCAAAAAUGACAGUGACAACGACACCGCCCACUUUACCAACAAGACAACAAUCUAGGCCUUAUCUUGAUCAUGAUCCUACAUUAACAGCACCAAAAAGGCCUUAUCGACCGCAACACACAUCUAUCUUUAAAUAAUACUCAUGGCU